UGGAGCCAGACGAUUCCGAAACAGACCACAAUUUCAAAGCCAUUCCGCAAUCUACACUUCAUAUCUUUAGGCGCUCAAAUGGCUCGGACCAAGCAGACCGCUCGCAAGUCCACCGGAGGAAAAGCUCCCCGGAAGCAGCUGGCGACGAAAGCAGCCAGGAAGUCAGCCCCGGCGACCGGAGGUGUGAAGAAGCCCCACCGUUUCCGCCCAGGAACGGUUGCCCUGAGGGAGAUCCGGAAGUACCAGAAAUCCACAGAGCUUUUGAUCCGAAAGCUUCCAUUCCAGAGACUUGUUCGGGAAAUCGCCCAGGAUUUCAAGACCGAUCUGAGGUUCCAGAGCAGCGCUGUGUCGGCUCUCCAGGAGGCCGCCGAGGCUUACCUGGUUGGACUCUUUGAGGACACAAACCUCUGCGCCAUUCAUGCUAAGAGGGUUACCAUAAUGCCCAAGGAUAUGCAGCUUGCCAGGAGGAUUCGCGGAGAGAGGGCUUAAUCCCCAACUCUUAUGUAUUCUUUUGAUUUGCGUUUCCUAGUAUUAAGAUCUCCUAGCUGUUUGUCACAGUAUGCUUCUUGGCUUGCAAGGCGGUGUAUUAAGUUCAUGUAAAUCUUUGUGGACUUGGGUUUGGUUGUGUAAUCGUUCACCAGUAUCUGCUUAGUACAACUUCAGUUUAACUAUGUCAAUGAAAUUUGCCGCAUUUCUUCUUUAUGUUUUUGCACUCCUGAUGCUAGUCUCAAUUUCACAUAAUGGAUUUGCAUUUUGUACGUAGUAUUGUACAUCUGGAUUGUUUAAUGUGAUUCUUUAAGCCUGUCAUGGCAUC
Cuscuta epithymum is the source of this 814-nucleotide messenger RNA. Lineage: Eukaryota; Viridiplantae; Streptophyta; Magnoliopsida; Solanales; Convolvulaceae. The record is from the annotation of a GenBank genome assembly.